This is a messenger RNA of Episyrphus balteatus (marmalade hoverfly), 3499 nucleotides long. Its product is annotated as acetylcholinesterase. Gene Ontology annotation, molecular function: acetylcholinesterase activity. The record is from RefSeq and is a predicted model, not a curated record. Gene Ontology annotation, cellular component: plasma membrane. Bases 979 to 2904 code for a protein of 641 amino acids. Gene Ontology annotation, biological process: choline metabolic process; acetylcholine catabolic process in synaptic cleft. NCBI's taxonomy places the organism in Eukaryota, Metazoa, Arthropoda, Insecta, Diptera, Syrphidae. The transcript is spliced from 11 exons.
UUAGUUAGAGUCGUCGUCGUGUUAUGACCUACUUAUCUGCUCUCUAUUUUGUUGUUAAUAAAAAGAAUGCAAGCCUAGCAUUAGCAGAUUUUUCCAUAACCUUCAUUUGAAAAAAAGAAAGAAAAAAAUAAUAAGAAAAUAAAUAAAAAGGAAAGAUAUGAACAAGAUAUUCAAUACAAUUGCAAAAUUUGAAGUGUAGUAUAAUAUAUGCAAGGAAACUACUAACCAAACAGUGUGUUUUUUCCAAUUCCAAAUUGACUUUAAUAUGAAAAAACCCAAUAAAUUCUGUUUUAUUUAUUUUAAAUAAAGUGCUUUAAGGAAGUGGACAUUAAUUAUUGUUAAGUCCGGUGAAAACUUUCUAUUUAUAUAAAAGAAAAAAUAAAAAUUCUAAAAAAAAAAACAAAACUGAUACCCUUGCGGAGAGAAAAAAUAUUAUUUUUUGUAGUCGUCCAUCUGCAAGGAUCUUUCAUCUUUAAUUUCCCUCAGUCCUCUGCCCUCCAUAGCGCAAUUCCGCGUGCAAUUAAUUAGUGCAGCAAGAAAGCGACCAGAAAACAAGGCAGAAUAUAUUCAAAAUACGGGCUCAACACUUAAAGAAUGUAGUACCACGAAAUAUAACUUAAUUGAGUGUCCUUUUUAUUUUUUUGUGCAAUUGAACUUUAUUGAAUUUAACCCUUAUUCCUAAUAUAUACGAUCCAAGCAUUAUCCAGCCGAACCUUUUUCACCCGUGGAUAUAUACCAAACAACAACCAUAAAUAAGUAGAACUCGUAAAUUUUUUUCACAGUUUAAACCAUGUGAUGGAUUUGUUGUGAGUGCAUGUAAAUGAGUAUCAAUUAUUAAGAGUAUUUGCUUUUUAGUGCUACAAAAGUGUACAAAUCUACCCAAGAACUACAUAAUAUCGUAAAAUUCGAGGCUAGUGAUCGGUAAGAUCGGUUUUUUUUUGGUCUAGUAAAUUUGUUUGUAGGUAGAAAAGCAUAUACAUGCGAUCAAUUAUGGCGGCGAAAAGUAAAGUAUUUACGAGCGGCUUUCUGCUGAUUGUAUUAUUAUUAAGAAUUUGUUCGGUAAAUUGUGUUAUUGAUCGUCUGGUAGUUCAAACUACGAGUGGGCCUGUACGGGGAAGAUCUAUAAUGGUGCAAGGGCGAGAAGUACACGUUUAUACUGGCAUACCAUACGCAAAGUCACCCGUAGAAGACCUCCGAUUUCGAAAACCCGUGCCCUCGGAACCUUGGCAUGGAGUGUUAGAUGCCACAAGAUUACCAGCAACAUGUGUUCAGGAGCGAUAUGAGUACUUUCCUGGAUUUUCUGGAGAGGAAAUUUGGAAUCCAAACACAAACGUGUCAGAAGACUGUUUGUACAUAAAUGUGUGGGCACCAGCAAAAGCUAGAAUUCGCCAUGGCCGAGGUACCAACGGUGCCGAGCAUGCAAGCAAACCUGAUGAACACAACCAAAAUCACCAGAAUUUUAGUGGGCUGCCCAUGCUUAUCUGGAUAUAUGGCGGUGGUUUUAUGACAGGCUCAGCUACACUCGAUAUAUACAAUGCUGACAUAAUGUCUGCCGUCGGAAAUGUUAUUGUGGCAUCCUUCCAAUACCGAGUUGGAGCUUUUGGAUUUUUACAUCUAGCACCAGAAAUGCCUGGCUAUGAAGAAGAAGCUCCUGGUAAUGUUGGCCUCUGGGAUCAGGCGCUUGCUAUCCGAUGGUUGAAAGAUAACGCCAAAGUCUUUGGUGGCAAUCCAGAUUGGCUAACACUCUUCGGUGAAUCAGCUGGAUCAAGUUCAGUAAAUGCGCAGCUUAUGUCACCGGUGACAAAGGGCAUUGUUAAAAGAGGUAUGAUGCAAUCGGGUACAAUGAAUGCUCCUUGGAGUCACAUGAGCUCCGAGAAAGCUGUUGAAAUAGGAAAGUCUUUGAUAAACGAUUGUAACUGCAACGUUUCUAUGUUGGCGGAAUCACCAUUAACUGUUAUGGCCUGCAUGAGGGCUGUUGAUGCUAAAACAAUUUCUGUCCAACAAUGGAAUUCAUAUUCGGGAAUUUUGAGUUUUCCCUCAGCCCCAACUGUAGAUGGAGCAUUUUUACCAGCCGAUCCAAUGACAUUACUUAAAACUGCUAACUUGGAAGGGUAUGACAUUAUGAUGGGCAAUGUUCGGGAUGAAGGAACAUACUUUCUGCUAUAUGAUUUCAUUGACUACUUUGAUAAAGAUGACGCUACAAACCUACCCCGAGACAAAUAUUUAGAGAUAAUGAAUACAAUAUUCAGUAAAGUCACGGAACAGGAAAGGGAGGCGAUUAUUUUUCAGUACACAAGCUGGGAUGGUGGAAAUCAAGGAUUUCAAAACCAGCAUCAGAUUGGACGAGCUGUUGGCGACCAUUUCUUUACUUGCCCUACAAAUGAGUAUGCACAAGCCUUGGCUGAGCGAGGUGCAUCAGUACAUUAUUACUUCUUUACACAUAGAACCAGCACUUCAUUGUGGGGCGAAUGGAUGGGCGUUUUGCAUGGAGAUGAAAUUGAAUACUUUUUCGGUCAGCCAUUAAACCAAUCGCUACAAUACAGACAAGUGGAACGCGAUUUAGGAAAACGGAUGUUGAAUUCAGUUAUUGAAUUUGCAAAAAGCGGGAACCCAUCAGUAGAUGGUGAAGAUUGGCCACUCUACAGUAAGGAAGAUCCAGUCUAUUAUAUUUUCGGGGCCGAGGAUGAAAAUAACAAGAAAACCGAAAAACUAGGACGUGGGCCGAUGGCAUCUAGAUGUGCUUUCUGGAAUGAAUAUCUGCCGAAAGUCCGCAGCUGGGCAGGUGCAUGCGAUGAUACUGAAAAAUUCAACAGGAUAUCAUCUUCAUCAGGAAUAAUUCUAGCAAACAACGGGAUCAUAAUAACUACGCUUAUAUUAACAAGUAUUAUUAGCUUUACAAAUUAAAAAAAAAAAAAACAAGUAAUUUAAAAUUAGUUUUAUAAAAAAAAAAAAAAAAAUGAAAUCAAACAUAUGAAAACACACCUUUACAAUGUAAAACAAAAUUAUAAACAAUUAUUAUAAAUAAGCAACAAGUUUAAAUGCUUUAAAUUAAAUAAAACUGUUGUAUUUUUUUAAGUAUAAAAGUUGUGAAAGGAAAUAUAAUAUAAAUGCAAAAGUUGUGAAUCUCACAUAAAACAAAAUAAAACAUUGAAAUCAUUUUGGCAAUGUAUCACUUUUUCCAAGAACACAAUAUAAAAUGGAAAAAUAAUUUAUAGACAAAAAAAUAAUAAUAAACUAAAAAAUAUAAUAAUAAAAAAAAAACAUACUUAAAUAGUAAAUUCAAUCGAAAUGAUUUUAGAAAAUAUAGAAAAGAUACCAAUGUAUUAAAAAAAAGUAGAGAACACAAAUAUGUACAAGCAAAACGAAUUAGAUCUUUAAAUUGUGGAUUGGAAUUUUUACAAUCAAAUAAGAAAUAAAAAAAAAGUAAAACAUUUAAUAGUAUUUAUUGAUAACAGCACAAUGAAUUAUUUAAUUUUAUUGAAAAAAAAAAAUAACAAAA